AUGGAAAAACCUGUUAUCCAAGAUCAAUAUUUGGCAGCGCGGGCUUACUUUCUCUGCGUCAUUGGCAUGCUUUUUCUUGAGAGCAUCGUUCGACUUCCUGCGCGGCUCCGCAGCUUAGCACAUCGUGGCCGUCCAUUCAUCAAAGCAUCAUCGGGCCACACACGCAUAGCUGUAGCUCUGCAUAAGCUAUUGACUCUCCCAUCGCCAAUUCCCACCCUUACGAAUCACCAUGUCGCCAAUUUCCUAAGAUUCGCCGUGCUUCUCGGCCUGAACAUCUUGUUCGGAGUAAACGAUAACGAGUUCACUACCGACUUCAAACUUUACGGGUGGCUCACAAUCGCCAACGGCGGCCUCGCCCUACUACUAGCAGCACGCACAAACCUCUUCUCCAUCAUCGCUCGAAUCCCAUCUCCGGUUCUUCUCGUCUACCACCGCUGGAUUGGCGUUGCAACCAUGGUCCACGCAACCAUCCACUUCGCCCUGAACACCCAGCACUACAUCGCCACCGACCAACUUGCUGACUCGUUCUCCAACAUGCGCAUUCAAGUCGGUGCGAUGGCAUGGGCGUCCCUCGUUCUCAUCUCCCUCACCUCGGUCCCCAUUAUACGCCGCCGAUUCUUCGAGGGUUUUUACUACUGCCACGCCCUCUUCUUCCUCUUCGUUGUCGGCGCCCUCAUCCACGCCACCAAAGGUCCCGAGUUCCUGCUCCCUGGUCUUUUGCUCUGGGGUUGCGACCGUUUCCUGCGCUUCUACUACAACUUCCGCUCGAUCAACACGACUUCCGUGCAGCAUCACCACGGAGACGUCGUCAAGAUCAAGUUCGAAGGGCUGAAACCGCGGCAUCCGGGGCAGAUUACCUGGGUCCAGAUCCCGAGCGUGUCUUUCCUUAACUGGCACCCCUUCACCAUCGCGUCUGCGCCCGGCGAUGAUGAUGCGACGCUGGCGAUCAGAGGGCUGGGCGGGUACACGAGGAAAGUUCAGGGUAUCGUCCCGGGUGAUGGAGAGGCAAGCAGCGAGGACGUGACCACGCGUCAAAGUAUGGCAAUAAAAACUGUAAAGCUGCGAAUGCGUCUGGAUGGGCCGUAUGGCAUCGGCCGGGUCUGCUGGGGCGAGCAGCCGUUGACAGUGCUCGUUGCCGGCGGCAUUGGCAUCACUCCUGGCAUCAGCAUUGCGACUGAUCUUAUCCAGCGAGCCGCGUCCGUCGAUGCCUGUGCUCUGCAAGGGAAGUCGUGGCAUAUCCACAUGCUGUGGGCCGUCAAAGACGUCGAGAGCAUUGAGUGGUUCGGGGACGAGUUGAGAAGUCUUGCUUCGUUGACUGCCGAUCCUGGUGUACCUGCGACUUUUAAUCUUUCGGUUUUUGUCACAGGCAGAGGAGCUACACGGGCGGAUGAUGGAGAGAAUGGAUACGCAAUGGUUGGUCGACCUAGUCAACAUAACAUUCCUGGAGAGUUAAGGCAAGGCCGUCCGGAUGUGUUGGGAUGGUUUGAGGGAGUAAGGAGAAUGCACCCCUGUCUGGACGCAGCCGUCAAUGUUUGUGGUCCUAGUAAACUCAUCCGGGAUGUCAGGAUCGCAGCAUGCAAGGUCAGCUCUACCAAGAGCACGUUCUACGUUGAAGAAGAAGUGUUCGAGUUCUAG
Molecule: messenger RNA, 1635 nt
Organism: Colletotrichum aenigma
Lineage: Eukaryota; Fungi; Ascomycota; Sordariomycetes; Glomerellales; Glomerellaceae
Gene: NOX3
Product: NADPH oxidase 3
Exons: 2
Coding region: 1-1635 (544 amino acids)
Cellular component (GO): plasma membrane
Molecular function (GO): oxidoreductase activity
Source: RefSeq, a predicted model, not a curated record